AGGAACUUUAUUGGAGCAUUAUUUAUCUGUGUCUGAUAUUUGAGGAUUAGUUUCCUGUUAAAUAUUUGAUUAUGAUUAGUGGGGGCUUGAUUUUUUAAUUUUAUUAUGAUUUUUUUGUUUCUUUGUCUUUGAUUCACUUCCUAGCUAUCGUUCUUAUGUUGGGGCUGUGAGGAGCAAUCUUGUCGAUGAACCUUCUUCUACUUGGUCUCUUUGGUGAUCAGGUACUCUGUAAAUUUUUACUUGGGAUCUCGGUUUUGGCAUCUUUCAUGGAGACUCAAAAUCAAUCAGAGCCUACAGUAGGAUUAACAAGGAUGAUUCCUCCACCAUCCGGAACUUUCCAAGAUCGUGAAGACCUCAUUAAACAUGUUCGUGAUUUUGGUGCCAAUCAAGGAUAUGUUGUGACCAUCAAGAAGUCCAGAAAGGAUAGAAGAGUCAUCCUUGGCUGUGACAGAGGAGGUGUCUAUCGAAAUAGGCGCAAAAUUGAUGAAAGUAAGCGCAAAAGGAAAGUAACUUCACGCCUUAUAAACUGUCCUUUUGAAGCCAUAGGUAAAAAGGAAGAUGAUGUAUGGGUUCUUACUAUAAAAAAUGGAGAUCACAAUCAUGAUCCAUUGAAAGACAUGUCAGAACAUCCUUAUAGUCGACGUUUCACUGAGGAAGAAGUGAGACAAAUCAAAUUAAUGACUGAAGCUGGUAUAAAACCUCGUCAAGUGCUCAAAGCUCUCAAGCAAAGCAAUCCAGAACUGCAGUCAACACCAAGGCACUUGUACAACCUCAAAGCAAAGAUUCGGCAGGGAAAUCUAUCAGAGAAAACUUUUAAGUCAUGGAGGCCAAAUAGAUCUAUUCCUGUUGAGACAAACGAUAGUUCAUCUGAUGGUUCUUUAAACCAAAACUACCAUCUGCUGAAGGUCCCAAAUUUUAUUGGAGGUAAAUAUGUAGAUUCUCAAGGCUGUGUUAUCAUUGAUGUUACGAAUCCUGCAACACAAGAAGUUGUAUCUCAAGUUCCCAUAACAACAUACGAAGAGUUUAAAGCUGCAGUUAGUGCAGCCAAGCAAGCUUUUCCUUCAUGGAAAAACACUCCUAUCACCGCUCGUCAACGUAUUAUGCUUAAACUUCAGGAGCUUAUUCGUAGAGAUAUUGAUAAGCUUGCCAUGAAUAUCACCAUAGAACAGGGCAAAACAUUAAAAGGUGCCCAAGGAGAUGUGCUUCGUGGUUUAGAAGUGGUAGAACAUGCUUGUGGGAUGGCAAAUUUGCAAAUGGGGGAAUUUGUCCCUAAUGUUGGUAAUGGGAUUGAUACAUACAACAUCAAAGAGCCCCUUGGAGUUUGUGCUGGAAUCUGCCCCUUUAACUUUCCAGCAACGGUACCCUUGUGGAUGUUCCCAAUAGCGGUUACAUGUGGAAACACUUUUAUUCUCAAGCCAUGUGAGAAAAAUCCAGGUGCUUCAAUGAUACUUGCAGCACUAGCAAUGGAAGCUGGUUUGCCAGAUGGUGUAUUCAAUAUUGUUCAUGGUACCCAUGAUAUUGUUAAUUACAUAUGCGAUGAUGAAGAUAUAAAAGCUGUCUCGUUUGUUGGUCCAAUAACAGCAGGAACGCACAUAUAUUCCAGGGCUGCUGCUAGUGGGAAACGUGUUCAGUCAAAUGCAGGUGGAAUAAAUCAUGUAAUUAUUAUGCCCGAUGCUAGCUUGGAUGCUACUCUAAAUGCCCUUGUUCCUGCUGGCUUUGGUGCAGCAGGAGAGAGGUGCAUGACUUUAAGCACAGCUGUAUUUGUUGGAGGUUCAAUGCGAUGGGAAGAUAAACUAGUGCAGCGUGCCAAAUUACUUAGAGUCAAUGCAGGAACAGAUCCUGGUGCAGACAUAGGUCCAGUUAUUAGCAAAGAGGCAGAGGAGCGGAUAUGUAGACUAGUUCAGAGCAGUGUUGAAAAUGGUGCAAGACUCCUACUUGAUGGUAGACAUAUUGUGGUUCCAGGAUAUGAGAACGGAAACUUUGUUGGUCCUACUAUCUUAUGUGAUGUUACAACCAACAUGGAGUGUUACAAGGAAGAAAUUUUCGGACCUGUUCUACUUUGCAUGCAGGCUGACAACCUAGAUGAGGCUAUAUCAAUAAUAAAUAAAAACAGAUACGGAAAUGGAGCUUCUAUAUUCACCACAUCUGGUAUAGCUGCUAGGAGGUUCCAGAACGAGGUUGAGGCUGGACUGGUUGGGAUCAAUUUGCCUGUACCUGUUCCACUACCAUUUUCCUUCGAUGGAUCAAAGGCAUCUUUCGCUGGUGAUUUCAGUUUUUGUGGAAAAACAGGAGUACAGUUUUAUACCCAAACCAAAACAGUAGCACAACAAUGGAAGGAUUUCCCUAGACGAGUAUUCCCUGCUGCAUGUCCAUCUGAGAGAAAUUCACCUAGGCAAUUGGCACCACAAAUAAUGCCUAUAGAAUCUGAAAGUGAUUCACCAACCUAUGAAGAACAACCGGAAAUAACUGAUGCAGAUAUACAGAACACAACCAUGUCAUCUGCAUCUCCAUCAACUGAUAAGGAUCACAGAAGCCAGGAUAUUUCCCUAGUUCUGCCUUCAACAUCUGAGAGGGAUAUAUCAGAUCAGGAUAUGUCACUGGCAUUAUCACCUACAUUGCAGAGGGACUUACCGAGCCGAGGAGUAUCUGUAGCCACACCACAGGCAUCAGAGAGGAUGUAUGUUUCUAAAACAUCUCAGUGGAAUGAUACUUCACCUGCAACAUCUCAAAGGAGUGAAACUAUUCCACCAAGUUCUGAUAGGGGUCAUGUGUCUGCAUCUCAGAUGAAUGUAGACAUAUUUACAGCGUCCCAGAGGACUGAUACUGCCACAGCUUUGAAACCAGAGGGAAUAUACAUGCCCAUGUCUGAUAACAUAGCUCAAAUAUCACAAGGGAGUGAUAACAUGAGUCCAGUGUCUCAAAGGAUGGUGGAUACUACUAUGCAUCCAACUUCUGAUAGGACAUAUAUUCUGGCAGCAUCUCAUUUAAAUCAAAGUGUUGGUCAAACAUUUGAAAGAACCGACCCCAUGUUUCCAACUUCUGAGAGAAUAUACAUGCCUGCAACAUCUCAAAGGAGUGACCAUAUUGGCUCAACAUCUCACAGUACUGAUAUUGGCUUACGUCUAAAUUCAGAGAGGAUAUAUAUCUCUGCUGCUUCUCAAAGAAAUGAUAGUAUUAGUCCAGCUUCUCAGCUUGAUAAUGCUUUGCCUCCUUCUUCUGAGAAGGCCUUCAUGCCUCCAAUAGUACAGAAUAAGCCGCCAAGAUCAGAGAGGUUAUAUAUUCCUACAAAUUCUCAAAGGAUGUAUAAUCAAAACCCAAUAAUUUCAAUGGAUGAAUUUCCUAGCCAAGCUGCGGCUAUGACUUUGCCAUCAUCUCAGAGAAUAUAAGACAUUGAACCAUGUUCGAUUAUCCAAUCUCUAAAUUGAAAUAUUGUAGACAUAGUAAUUUCAUUAAAAGUCAAAUUUUUU
This is a messenger RNA of Gastrolobium bilobum, 3467 nucleotides long. RefSeq lists its product as uncharacterized. The record is from RefSeq and is a predicted model, not a curated record. Lineage: Eukaryota; Viridiplantae; Streptophyta; Magnoliopsida; Fabales; Fabaceae. Gene Ontology annotation, cellular component: mitochondrion. The coding region runs from base 186 to 3386 and encodes 1066 amino acids. Gene Ontology annotation, biological process: L-valine catabolic process; thymine catabolic process. The transcript has 20 exons. Gene Ontology annotation, molecular function: methylmalonate-semialdehyde dehydrogenase (acylating, NAD+) activity; malonate-semialdehyde dehydrogenase (acetylating, [NAD(P)+]) activity.